Epinephelus moara (kelp grouper) is the source of this 2054-nucleotide messenger RNA. It is a transcript of the gene ptpn18, whose product is annotated as protein tyrosine phosphatase non-receptor type 18. Bases 36 to 1247 code for a protein of 403 amino acids. Gene Ontology annotation, cellular component: nucleus; cytoplasm. The transcript has 13 exons. The record is from RefSeq and is a predicted model, not a curated record. Gene Ontology annotation, molecular function: non-membrane spanning protein tyrosine phosphatase activity. NCBI's taxonomy places the organism in Eukaryota, Metazoa, Chordata, Actinopteri, Perciformes, Serranidae. Gene Ontology annotation, biological process: peptidyl-tyrosine dephosphorylation.
UUAUGCUGCUGUAAUGUUGCUGUAAUGUUGCUGUGAUGUUGGUGUUUGUCCCGCAGGGGGUGUCAUCAGACAAACGGUACAUUGCCUCUCAGGGUCCCCUCAGUUCCACCCUGAAUGACUUCUGGAGGAUGAUCUGGCAGUAUGAUGUCAAGGUGAUAGUCAUGGCCUGCAGGGAAGUAGAGAUGGGAAAGAAGAAGUGUGAGUGUUACUGGUCUACACCUCAUCAGUCUGAUGCGUUUGGACCGUUCACUGUGCACAACCAGGGGGAGACACGUCCUAAUGAAGAUGUGGUGGUCAGAGAGCUGUCUGUCUCAUACCAGCAGGUCAGCCGUUCAGUGACUCAGUAUCAGUUCCUGUCGUGGCCGGAUCACGACGUUCCGUACGAGGCUGCAGGAGUCCUGGACCUGCUGGAGAGAGUCAGGAACAGUCAGGGAACACACACCUCGCCUCUGCUGAUACACUGCAGCGCAGGCUGUGGGAGGACAGGAGUCAUCUGUGCUCUCGACUACAUCCAUGACCUGCUGGUUACCGAGCGGAUCAACACGACAGACUUCAGCAUCAUGCAGAUCGUCCUGGAGCUUCGGAGACAGAGACCGUCUGCAGUCCAAACCAAAGAGCAGUAUCAGUUCAUCUACACGACGGCCACCUGCAUGCUGGAGCGAGUCCUGCAGUCAGCCGGCGGCCGUCGGCUCUACAGCAACCUGUCGCAGCUGAAAACACCUGAGAAGAAAACGACAAGAACACCUCUGUCCUCCUCCAAGAGAGCGUCACAGCAGGCUGACAUGAGCGACACGUACGCCGUGGUCAACAAGUCCAAACAUCCUCCCCCAUCAGACCCCGCCUACUCUGUUGUAGCCACGCCCAAGUCCAGCAGGUCGCUGCCUUCAACACAUCACUAUGACAACGAUGUUGCAGGAGCAUCAGCAGCGCCCGUCUACAGCACCGUCAGACCUCGAGCCAAACCUCACAACCUGACGCUCUCUGCCAUGCCCAUCUAUGACACUGCAACACCAACCAAUCACAUGCUGGGAGAGGGGCCUCCGUCACUAAGCAACAGUGGAGACUAUCACCUGCUGCCAGCUGAUCAUGUUUCACCUGCUGCUGAUGAUGAUUAUGAAGAUUUCUCCUCUUCAGCCACAGACAUGAGCGGCCUCUGCUCACCUGGAGGGAUCGGGUUCAACUGUCGCGUUCAGAAGCCCAGAGGACCCAGAGAUCCUCCAGCUGAGUGGAGCCGACUGGAGAGAUGAACUGGUUAAACUGGACUUUACUGGUUUACAGUGAGCUUUCAGACUGGGAUGGAUCUGUGCUUUUAUUUUAUCAGGAACUGAUCUGAACUAAAGAGAGAUGAUGUACGGAAGCUGAGAAUCACCAAACUUUACCUCGAGAUCAUGAGUUAAUUAUUUUGUCAUCUCGAGAUAACUGCGCUCAUUUUCUCACCAUAACGGGUUCAUUUAUGUCGAUUCUCAAGAAAACAAGUUCAAGUUCUUCAGUGAUGUGCACGAGUUAGAGCUGCCAGCAGUCGCUGGUGAUGAAAAUAAGAGACUGAGAAAAAAGAUUUUGUUAAUUUAAUGUGCAGCAUCAUCUUAUUUUACUCAGCACAUCAAAUGUGAGAAAUUACUGCUGGAAUAUGUGUAUUUCUUUGUCCCUUUUGGCCGCUCCGAGCACCCAUACUGUAACACCAAGUCUAGCAUGAUUUCAGGAAAACAAAAGUCAUUAUUCUCUAAAAUGAUUGUGUUAUCUGGAGAGAAGGAGCGCAGCAAUCUUGAGAUGACAAAAACAUUAACUUGUGAUGUUGAGAAAACAAAAGUUGUUAUUUUGUGAUAAAUUAUUUCGUUAACUCGAGAAAAUCGUUUGUGAAAAACAUAAAUAAUUCUCAGUUUCCGUAGAGACGUAUGGUCAGGUAUGGUGAGGUUUUGUUGUGUGUGAUUUGUUGUUCUGUCUCUUUGCUGUUAAUCUGAUCGUCACUGAUCGGAUCAGUUUCCUGUAAAUAUCUCGUGUCUUCAUGUUCAACAUCUGUGCUCCAAUCUUUGUGUUAUAAAUGAUUUUAAAACUUU